AUGCCUCGCAAAAGGAGAUGCGAUUCAAUUUCGUUUCAUAGGGAGGAAAUAUGCAAGUUGCUGGUUCGAGGGCCCAAAUCUCGCUCGGAUAUGCCUUAUCAUGUUCCUCUGGAGUUCAUCAAAAAGAUUGUUCGAAAAGUGCUGAAGAAAACAUUUACGGCUCAUUUGGAUCACUACGAAACCAUUCUAGGACAUGGACACAGCUUCCGGAAGGGUAAAUAA
Molecule: messenger RNA, 222 nt
Organism: Cooperia oncophora
Lineage: Eukaryota; Metazoa; Nematoda; Chromadorea; Rhabditida; Trichostrongylidae
Source: the annotation of a GenBank genome assembly